This is a messenger RNA of Staurois parvus, 384 nucleotides long. The record is from the annotation of a GenBank genome assembly. Lineage: Eukaryota; Metazoa; Chordata; Amphibia; Anura; Ranidae.
CAUCUGUCAAACGCUGAUCACAUGAGGUGGUAAGAGGCCAAUCACAGCGGCCUUUUACCAUGUGAUCAGCUAUAUCCAAUGACACAGCAGAUCACCAGGUAAAUGCAGUUGCCUGUUAUCAGCUGCACUUUCUUCACGCUGUCACAGAUGCAGUGCCCAGCAGUGCCACCAGUGCCCACCAGUGCCACCCAUCAGUGCCCCCCCCCAGUGCCACCCAUCAGUGUUUCAUAUCAGUGCAGCAUCAUCAGUGCUGCCUCAUCAGUGCCAGCUGAUCAGUGCCACCUGUCAGUGCCCAUCAGUGCUGCCUAUCCGUGCCACCUCAUCAGUGCCCAUCAGUGCAGCCUAUCAGUGCCCAUCAGUGCAGAGUCAUCAACGCACAUCAGU